Molecule: messenger RNA, 678 nt
Organism: Plasmodium relictum
Lineage: Eukaryota; Apicomplexa; Aconoidasida; Haemosporida; Plasmodiidae
Product: fam-h protein
Exons: 2
Coding region: 1-678 (225 amino acids)
Source: RefSeq, a predicted model, not a curated record
AUGAACAGGAAAAAUAAUAUUAUUCUUAUUCCCAAUUUUAGGAUACAUCCCAGAUAUUAUUCCCAUGUAACUAAAGGUUUUAAUGGCACACAUAUUUCAACAUUAGAAAUAUAUUGUAAAAGGGAGAAGAAAAAUAUAUUAUAUUUUCUUAUAAAUUUUUUUAUAUUUACCCUUUCAAUUUGGAUAUUACAAUGUUCUAAUAAUUGGGAUUCUUGUAAAUCAUGGAAUUAUAAAAAUAAAUUAAAUAAUACAUUAAAUUUAGUAGCUAAAAGAUCAUUAGCAGAAAAUGAUUGUGCAAUAAAACAAAAAGAAGGUUCUUCACAGUGCUACAACCAAAAAGAUAUGAUGACAAUAAAUUUAGAACAAAGAAAUGAGCAAAAUGAAAUAGAGCAAAAUAUGAAUGUAGAACCAGAAUGUGAAAUAGAGACAAAAGAGAAAAAUAAAAAGGAAAAAUUUAAUAGGGGAAUCUUGUAUAAAUGCAAAAAUAAUUUAAAACUAGCUUCCUUACUUCUUUCUAUUCUCUUAUCAUUGUCUUCAUUUUCAUCUUAUUUAGUAGGUAUGUUCACUUUUACUGGAAUACAAGAAAUCGAACUUUUUUUAUUUGCUUCAUCUUUUUUAAUAGUUUCAACUAUUUUAAUAUAUGAGAGAAUUGAAAUAAAAUAUAAAAAUAAAUUCUAA